Molecule: messenger RNA, 579 nt
Organism: Exophiala mesophila
Lineage: Eukaryota; Fungi; Ascomycota; Eurotiomycetes; Chaetothyriales; Herpotrichiellaceae
Exons: 3
Coding region: 1-579 (192 amino acids)
Source: RefSeq, a predicted model, not a curated record
AUGAAAGCAACCAAUAUUCUUUCAUUCUGCUUCUUUUUGGGUGCCGCCUUUUCUGCGGCUAUCCCCAGCGCCGACGCAGCGUUGGCAAAAAAGGCCAUUCCUGUUGUAUCACAUUCAGCAACACUUUCACCCAUGUACCCAAAUCCAGAGGGCGUGGAUCAGAGCGUGCUGCUCUGGUUUGAAAAGGGUGUGGGUAACCCAUGGAACAUUGGCGAUCUCAGAAUGGAACUUGUCGUCACUCUGCGCAAUGAUGGCCGUGCUUCAUUCUGGUCGAGAGUGAAGAAUAAGAACUCGCUCAUCCCUUACGAUUACUCCAUCGGUUGUGGACUUCGUGAUACUCAGGGCAACGUCUAUCAACUGGGCCACGAGGGUGAUGUCAACCCACUGCAGAAGGAGACCUUUGAUACCCAUUAUGUAUAUAGCAAUAAGAUUGCAGAGAAUUGGCAGAGCAUUCUGGAGAGCUCAACCAUGGAAUGUGUCGGAGCUGAGGGGGUCAAUCUUGGCGGCAUUGCGAACCAACUGCAAGAGUUGUACAAGAAAUGGGGAGCGAUUGUUGAGAUCAUUGCGUGGCUCCUCUAG